AUGCAUCGCGCCAAGACAAAACUUGUGGUUCCCGUCAACUUUGCGACGGAAUGGUCAUCCGAAGACGGCACUGCCGUAAAGGUUGACAAAGUUCAGACGCUAUUUGAAACCUUCCUCGUCGAUGACGACUGCAGUGAUCUCGACCAGGAAUGGCUUAGCUUCGUCGAAGACCACCCAGACUGCGGAGAUGAACUUUCGCUUCUGGAUCAGAACCUCCUGUCCUUCGGCCGUGUGGAAGACGCUUCUGGUGCGCGCUACGAGGCAACCGUCGACGUCCGAGGUUACCUUCCUGAGGAAGUGUCUGUGAAAGUGGCUGAAGGAUGGGUGCUGGUGUCCGCCGUCAGCAAUCACGAGCAACUGACGGGGAACGAGGAGAAAAAAACAGCUUCCAAGUUUGAGAGACGCUUCGUGCUUCCAAGUGGGAUAGACCCAGAGAGUGUGUCGACGAAGCUUUCUUUGGAUGGUCGCCUAAGAGUGAUGGCCCCCGAUUGGAAUUUGGAGCGAACCUGUGGUGCUCCAGCGAGUUUCAGUGAACCUGGCACGAGUAGUGGUGGUGUUCAGUCUGACGAUUCGAAAAGUUCUAUAGUAAGUCGAUAG
Messenger RNA from Ornithodoros turicata, 597 nucleotides. RefSeq names its product heat shock protein beta-1-like. Lineage: Eukaryota; Metazoa; Arthropoda; Arachnida; Ixodida; Argasidae. Gene Ontology annotation, cellular component: cytoplasm; nucleus. Bases 1 to 597 code for a protein of 198 amino acids. Gene Ontology annotation, biological process: response to heat; protein refolding. The transcript has a single exon. The record is from RefSeq and is a predicted model, not a curated record.